Acomys russatus (golden spiny mouse) is the source of this 1041-nucleotide messenger RNA. It is a transcript of the gene C5ar2, whose product is annotated as complement C5a receptor 2. Gene Ontology annotation, biological process: phospholipase C-activating G protein-coupled receptor signaling pathway; positive regulation of cytosolic calcium ion concentration; inflammatory response. The transcript has a single exon. Lineage: Eukaryota; Metazoa; Chordata; Mammalia; Rodentia; Muridae. The record is from RefSeq and is a predicted model, not a curated record. Gene Ontology annotation, cellular component: plasma membrane. Gene Ontology annotation, molecular function: complement component C5a receptor activity; G protein-coupled receptor activity. Bases 4 to 1032 code for a protein of 342 amino acids.
AGGAUGACGAACACUACCACCACCUAUGACUAUGAAUAUGAAUAUUACGCAUAUAAUUACAACAGCCUUCCGGAUGUCCCUGUACACUGCCCAGCUGGCCACUGUCCCUCCAAUGACGUCUACUUCAUAGCCUUGCCUCUGCUGUAUGCUGCCAUCUUCCUGGUGGGUGUGCCAGGCAACAGCCUGGUGGCUUGGGUGACCUGGAAAGAGUGCCGCCACAGGCUCGGGGCCUCUUGGUUCCUGCACCUGGCCGUGGCUGACUUGCUCUGCUGUGUGUCUCUGCCCUUCCUGGCUGUGCCCAUCGCCCAAAAGGGCCAGUGGCCAUACGGGGCAGCGGGCUGCUGGCUGCUCUCCUCAAUCACCGUCAUGUCUAUGUACGCCAGUGUGCUGUUACUGACCGCCCUCAGCGCUGACCUCUUCCUACUGGCUCUCAGGCCCUCCUGGAAGACUGCAGAUCACCGGACACUUGGGGUGAGGGUGGCCCAGGCCUCCUCCUGGAAGCUAGCCCUGUUGCUGACCGUGCCCUCUGCUGUCUACCGGAGACUGGUUGAGGAGCACUUCCCUUCCCGGCUUGUGUGCGCCACCGACUAUGGCGGAUCUGUCGCGGCAGAAGUCACCAUCACCACCGUUCGGUUUCUCUUUGGUUUCUUGGGGCCCUUGGUGUUUAUGGCCACUUGCCACGGCAUCCUCCAAAGGCAAAUGACCCGGCGCCGCUGGCCCCUGGGCACAGCGGUAGUGGUGGGGUUUUUCAUUUGCUGGACCCCUUACCACAUCCUGAGGAUCAUACUUGCAGUGGCUCAGCCACUCUCUGCGCUCCUUGCCCGGGGCCUGGAGGCCGAGCCUGUGAUUACAGGCCUGGCUCUUGCUCACAGUGCUCUCAAUCCUAUCAUGUUUUUGUAUUUUGGAAGAAAGCAGCUCUGCAAGUCACUCCAGGCUGCAUGUCACUGGGCCCUGAGGGAUCUACAGGAUGAGGAAAGCAAGGUGACCAAGGUAUCUUCCAGCCAGGAAGUCACGUCCGAGAUGCCCGUGUAGGCAAGGGUU